This is a messenger RNA of Culicoides brevitarsis, 1497 nucleotides long. It is a transcript of the gene Pdp, whose product is annotated as pyruvate dehydrogenase [acetyl-transferring]-phosphatase 1, mitochondrial. Gene Ontology annotation, cellular component: mitochondrion. Gene Ontology annotation, molecular function: cation binding; [pyruvate dehydrogenase (acetyl-transferring)]-phosphatase activity. The transcript is spliced from 7 exons. NCBI's taxonomy places the organism in Eukaryota, Metazoa, Arthropoda, Insecta, Diptera, Ceratopogonidae. The record is from RefSeq and is a predicted model, not a curated record. The coding region runs from base 44 to 1489 and encodes 481 amino acids. Gene Ontology annotation, biological process: protein dephosphorylation.
UCUCAAAUCAAAUCGGAAAGGUCAAAACAAUGUAAAUAAAUAAAUGAAAAAUAUUUUUUCUUCGAAAAGAAAAAUCACUUUUACAAGUUGUAACAUGUGGAAAUCGUGUAGUUUGAAUUUAGUUUUAAAAAAAAUCAUACAAACCCGUUUUUUUCAAACUGUUUCGUACUCCAAAAAGGUAGGCAAACUUUCGAUCUAUGAAGUGAAUCAAAUGUUAACAGCAAACGAAUGUGCCAAGGAGUUCAAUAAGGGACCAGUCAAAAGUCUUGAUAGUAACAGCCUCGGAUCGAAUAUACCAAUAGAAGAUUCACGUUCUGCUAUUAUAUCAAAUUUUGAUUCGAGCCUUCUUGUAGGAGUGUUUGAUGGUCAUGGUGGUCCUGCUUGUAGCCAAGUUGUGUCCAAAAGAAUUAUGAGAAUGAUAGCUACAAGCUUAAUGCCUAAAAAUUUACUAAAAACAUAUGAUCAGAGUCAAAACAACAUUUUUGCAUCGUGUUUAAAUGAUAGCUUUGAGUUUGUUGAUGAACUCAAACACAUUUAUGAAGAGAGUUUUGCAAAGUAUGUUGCAGACCUUAUAAACGAUUCCUUGUAUGAUACACACGAUAUAACAGAAAAAAUCAAAAAUGCUUUUUUUCAACUUGAUAAGGCACUUUCAGAUGAAGCAUUAAAUUAUAACUGUAAAAGAACAAUGGCUGUUGCUCUCUCUGGAACUUGCGCAUUAUUAGCACACGUAUCGAAAAAUAAUCUUACCGUUGCAAAUCUUGGGGAUUGCGUUGCGGUGGUAGGCUCUUAUUCUGAAAAUGGUGAAUGGAUCGCAAAGAAAAUUACAAAUGAACAUAAUGCAGAUAAUUUGAAUGAGAUUCGUCGUAUAAUAUCAGAACAUCCAAAUAAUGAAAAAGAUAGUGUCAUUCGGUCAGAGAGAUUGCUUGGACAAUUAGCUCCACUUAGAGCUUUAGGAGACUUUAGAUUCAAGUGGAGUAAAAAAAUUUUAGAAGAAUUAGUAGUUCCAAUAUAUGGUCUUCAGUCGAUUCCUGUACACUAUAAUACUCCCCCUUAUUUGUCACCAUGUCCGGAAAUUUUUCAGUAUAAUAUCAACACAACGGAUAAAUUUUUAGUAUUAGCUACUGACGGUUUAUGGGAAAUAAUGACUCCUAUGCAAGUAGUUCGGCUUAUAGGUGAACAUAUGGUGGGCAAGGCAUUUCUGCAACCAUUAAGGCUACCUAAACGGAAAUUGUCAAUUGGAGAUAUCAACAUUAUUUUGGACCAGCGGGCGAAAGGUCUUCUAAUGCAACCUCAUGACCGUAAUGCAGCGACGCAUUUAAUUAGAAAUGCAUUAGGUGGUACAGAAUAUGGAAUCAGUGAAGAUAAACUUUCACAUAUGUUGUCUCUUCCUCAGGAAAUAGUCAGGUUAUUUCGAGAUGAUAUAACUAUAAUGAUAGUGUAUUUUGAUUCUAAUUUUAUAAGAACAUGUCCUACAGUUAAAAGCAAUUGACUUUAUGU